AUGAAUUAUUAACUUAACGACUGUAGUGCUGCGAGUGCCACCAUGGGUUUGCCCAUAUUAGGUGAAACAGAGCGCCGACUGGCUCUGAGCCUGGCCUUAUCUCGCGAGCGUGGGUUUGCGACAGGUUUGCGGCGGUGUUGCGAAGCGACUUCAGGGCUAUGGACUUCCCUCUAUGCUCACCCUUGUAAAUAUCCACGUACGAUCCACUGCCCAUGGGCCGGCAAUCUCCUAAGUGCACAUCUGAUAGCAACAGCCUGUGCGGGAGCUGGUGAGAUGCUUUGCAGAGCCUCACAAAUAUACGCUGUAGUGGGUACUCUAAUCCCACUCCAUGCCCUGACAGGUUCGCUUUGAAUGAAAAGCAAUCCGGAGAAGCAGAUCGAAAAGGUUCAGCAGGUCGGCCCCAUUGUGGGCAAGAGACUUAUUCAGCUGUCAAUUUUCAUCAAUCAUAUGCACUAAAACUGUCAUGGGAUAGCGAAUCG
This is a messenger RNA of Phanerochaete carnosa HHB-10118-sp, 479 nucleotides long. RefSeq lists its product as uncharacterized. Bases 43 to 351 code for a protein of 102 amino acids. Lineage: Eukaryota; Fungi; Basidiomycota; Agaricomycetes; Polyporales; Phanerochaetaceae. The transcript has 2 exons. The record is from RefSeq and is a predicted model, not a curated record.